GGUGCCCGCUGUGGCGGCGGCGGCGGAAGGGGCGGGCGCGGCGGCGGCGGCGGAAGCGGGGCCGAGCCCUCAGGGCGGGUGCGUGUGUGUGUGUGUGUCUGUGUGUGUGUGUGUGAGGGUGUGAGCGUGAGCGUGUGCGGAGCGUGUCCGUGCGAGCGGCCGCCGCGCCCGUUCGCCCUCCUCCCCGUGCGAUCGCAGCGCGCCGCCCAGGAGAGCCAUGGAUAAAAGCGAGUUGGUACAGAAAGCCAAGCUGGCCGAGCAGGCCGAGCGUUACGAUGACAUGGCUGCUGCUAUGAAGGCUGUCACUGAGCAGGGACAUGAACUGUCCAACGAAGAAAGGAACCUCCUCUCCGUGGCCUACAAGAACGUGGUCGGGGCCCGUCGCUCGUCCUGGCGUGUGAUUUCCAGCAUCGAACAGAAAACAGAGAGGAACGAGAAGAAACAGCAGAUGGGAAGAGAAUAUCGUGAGAAAAUCGAGGCUGAAUUGCAGGAUAUCUGCAAUGAUGUUCUGGAACUCCUGGAUAAAUACCUUAUUGUCAACGCCACGCAGCCAGAAAGCAAGGUCUUCUAUUUGAAAAUGAAAGGUGAUUACUACAGAUACCUCUCAGAGGUGGCAUCUGGGGACAAUAAGCAAACAACGGUAGCAAACUCUCAGCAAGCUUACCAGGAGGCAUUUGAGAUCAGCAAGAAAGAGAUGCAGCCAACACACCCCAUCCGACUCGGUUUGGCUUUAAAUUUCUCUGUGUUCUACUAUGAGAUACUAAAUUCCCCUGAAAAGGCCUGUAAUCUGGCAAAGACGGCGUUUGAUGAAGCGAUAGCAGAGCUGGACACGCUGAAUGAAGAGUCUUACAAAGACAGCACUCUGAUCAUGCAGCUGCUUAGGGACAACCUCACUCUAUGGACGUCGGAAAACCAGGGAGACGAAGGGGACGCUGGGGAGGGAGAGAACUAAUGGCUGUCACGCUUCACUAUGUGUUCAAUGUCACCCCGUAUCCUACACAUAAUCCCUUUGUGCGACAAGCAAAAAGAAUAGUACAUCGACUGUCACAACCUCAACGUAGCAAAAACUGUCUGUGGGGUAAAACCGGUUGGUUGGUGUGGUGUGUACCUAGAGCGGAGGUCGGUUAUUCCAAUGGCAUUCCGAACUUUCCUAUGAUGAACAUUUCCAGUUCCGAUUACCGUGUUUAUAUUUUUAACUGAACACUGUGAUAACGGGUUUUGUGAUCGCAAAUUGACUUUGCAAAACUCUUUAUUGGUAGAAAAGUAGACAUCAAUUAUGUAACUCUGGCGAGCUUAAUCUGGCACCAAAAUAGUCGAAGUACAAUUCUGUUGUAAAGUUGUACAGAAAGUUAUAGAGAUUCUAUUGUGACACUGGGGCAUGGAAGGAAAACAAUCCAAUGUAUGGCAUUCCAGUUAGGGACACUGCUAUGAGGUAGUUGAACAGGCACACUGUAGACAUUUGUAACCGAGUCUGAGGCACCGCUUUCAGUCAAAAGCUCACUUUGUCAAUCCUGUCUUUCUGGGGAUGGGGUUUGUUUUGGGGAGGAGGGUAAUGGGGGAGUUAGCAGCUUGAUUUCCAAACUCUUUACACUGGCAGAUAACUGGGAUUUGACUUCUAAAAGUGCUUUCAUGCUCAUCCGACAUGCAUGACUAAGCCCCUUCCCACAGCAAUAACUUACCUAGUUACUACACCUUAGAUAUUCUUCAGUAGUGAGAAUUCUUGGUUCGCUGCCAUGGACUUGCAAUAGGAAAAGAUUCAAUUUUUUGAAUGGCCUUAUUAGUUUGGAUGAUACCAUGAAGUGAUCUGCCACUUUAGCAUUACUUUACUCUUAGAUGAGUCAAAAUCUCCAUGGUAUUCCCAUUUUGAAUUUAUCCUGAAAACCUCUUAGGUAAUCCACUGAGCCAUCUUUUAAGUUCACUUUAUAGAAAUUUUUCUCCCAUUGGACUCUGUUCAUCCUUGACCCUCUCCACCUGUUUAAACUCCAUUAAAGCAAUUCUGGACUCCCACAUACGCGUCAUCCUUUCUUUGGUUAUGGGUGAUGUCAGGAUGGUGGCUGAGGCCUGAGCCUCACCGAGGACAGGUUUCUUCCUUGGAUGUUUGAGAGCUGCCAGUGCUGUUGCAUCCUUCAGCUCUCGUCUGCCACUUUUUGAUUCUACCAGGAUCUGGCUCAAAUAUUCAGGAUUUCCCAUCUCGUACUGGAAUGCAGACCUACACAUCUGUAACACUUGUACCUUGUAAUAUUUGAGCUCCAAACGUCCUCACCUGGCCAUGUUUCAAACAUGUCCCAUUAAAUAAAACCUAAUAAGAGUUGCGUGAAUAAUGCAGUGGAAAAGAUUAGGAAUAGUCACCUAUCAGUCCCUCGGUAUCAUCCCCUGCCUUCACAUUCCACUUAGGUAUAGCAUCCAUCUGUUUGUCCAUCUGUCUGCUGAAGAGAAUUUCAUGCACUGAUUUUAAAACUCCCCUCUACUAGCUGAACAAAUUGUGCAGUUAAUACUUGGCGCUUGAUAAAUGCAGUAGUGAAUGUGGAACCGAGCCUGUCUGUAUAUCUGGUAGCUCUUUUCGCUUUGUUUUUACUGACCAGUAUUCUGCCUAAAGUUUGCUUCUGUGACGGUUAUAUUGCCUAGCACACACGUGGUUGUGAGAAUAGUAUAGCAAAAAAAGAAAUACCUGGUUAUUGAUGUACUAGAUUCGUGUAUGUCUUUUAAACAGUUCUAGUUUCACCUUACACAAAAUAAUCAGGAAAGUGUAAAAGAAUUCAAAAGUGGAUAAUAAAAAAAAAUUUUAUCAGU
Chiroxiphia lanceolata (lance-tailed manakin) is the source of this 2790-nucleotide messenger RNA. It is a transcript of the gene YWHAB, whose product is annotated as tyrosine 3-monooxygenase/tryptophan 5-monooxygenase activation protein beta. Gene Ontology annotation, cellular component: cytoplasm. The record is from RefSeq and is a predicted model, not a curated record. Gene Ontology annotation, biological process: signal transduction. The coding region runs from base 218 to 952 and encodes 244 amino acids. NCBI's taxonomy places the organism in Eukaryota, Metazoa, Chordata, Aves, Passeriformes, Pipridae. The transcript is spliced from 6 exons.